CUAGGUUAGACAUAUAUGGUCACAACUCGCAAGCAUAUUUCUCUUGUUCACCAUUUACAGCAGAACUGGAUCGAGGCUUCCAGCCGGCACUUCCCGAUCCCCAUGAGCGUUCCCAAGCCGCGGCCGCCGACGGCGGCGGAGGUGGUGGGCCGGCUCAAGGACGACGGCGACUUCGACGCCCUUCGCCGCGCCAUCGUUCGGAAGGUCAAAGACAACGAGGUGCUACGCAACCAAAUCAUCUCAGAGGUAAAACAGUCAGUGGUACUACAAGAAGAUGGAUCUGAGAAGUUAAAAUUAAAAGACCUUUCUGAUGCAAUUUAUAAAGAUAUUGGGAGAAAAGUUAUGGGUCAAAUAUCAGAUGAGGUAUGGAAUGUCAUUCAAUCCAAUGAAACUGAUAUAAGGGGAACCGUAGAAGCUGUCUACAACAGGAUACUGAACCCUGAAAAGGCCCCUGAGCCUUCUUCCAAGAAGCUGAAGACGAAAGGCAAAGAGCAACAAGUUUCGCCAGCGAAAACACCAACACCAACCACUGUUGCAGGCGAAGCGGAAGAUGAUGAUCUGUCGGAACCUCCAGGUUUUGGUUUCAGAGAUAAUCAGCGCAAUAACAUUGCAGCAGCAGCGCAGAAACAGCAGUCACCGCCAAAUUUGGAAAAUCAUAAUGAAGGGAAGCCAAAUGGAGGUGAACCUGUUGCUGUGGGAGGCCCAGCAGGUGAUGAUGAUGAUGAUGAUGAUGAUGAUGAUGGUCCUCAGGUGCCCCCUGGAUUCGGCUAAUGCAGCUUGCAAGCUUAAAUGACAGUGCAGUUGUUUCUUAUCGUCAGCAAUGUACAAGAAGGGAAAUGCCUUUUAGUUCCUGUUGACAAGAAGAGAAAUGCUUUAGCUUGUGUUUGCGGCUUGAGAGGUGAGCAGUUGAAAUGAAUCUUGAGUCCUGAAACCUGUGUUAUGGUGGUAAGUCUGUGCGGCCCUGGGAUAAAUGUUGGCAGAUAUGUUGGUGGUUGACAAAGUUUCCAUUCUGUGCGCGGUUUCAAUGUUUCAGUUCGCGCGCUUCUUUCUUCUGAGUUAAAUAUGAUAGUUGUUUGCUUCCUGUACAUAUAUUCCAAAGCGGAGAGCCCAUGGCAAUAUUCCAAAGCGGAGAGCCCAUGUGCCAUGGGAUGCCGUUGCGGCCCAUGGGCUAAUUUCGGGCGACUCCAAACAAAUUGUAUAUAUAUGUUCUUCAGAAUUCCCAUGCUAUACAUGCAAAUUCAUCUA
Molecule: messenger RNA, 1245 nt
Organism: Setaria italica (foxtail millet)
Lineage: Eukaryota; Viridiplantae; Streptophyta; Magnoliopsida; Poales; Poaceae
Exons: 3
Coding region: 16-771 (251 amino acids)
Source: RefSeq, a predicted model, not a curated record